GACCACACAGCAACAGCAGCAGCAUGCCAUGCGCUGAGGGCUGAGGGACAGUGAGUGCUCUGCAGAGAUCCGCCCAGGACCUUGUUAGGAAAUGUUUCACCCGUCUGUCAGAAGUGUCUAAUGAUGCGUCCAGUGUAGACUCUCUAGAAAGAUCCUAGAGCAGAGUUGGUGCAUCGCGGUCACAGCUACACCUAUACACCGCCGCACAGACAGGGAGCCUUGCUGGUGCAGAGACUGGGGAGAAUCGGCAUGGCCCAAGCUAGGAUCCAAGCCAAGACCAGCGAGGGACAGAAUGGGGGCAAGUUCUGCCGCUCCAUGUCUAUGGCAGCGCGAUCCAGUUACCUCCUGGAGAGUUUAGAUGAGCUGGAGAGCAGAGUUCAAGCUCUGCGUGACUCUGCAUCUGCACUGGAGCUGGAGAAAGAAUCUCUUCUAGAGAUGAUCCACAGUGUUCAGAACAGUCAGGACAUGCGUAAGAUAAGUGAUGGGGAAAGAGAAGAACUGACUCUAACUGCAGAUCGGCUGAUGAGCCGCAUUGUGACUGUGGAGGUUACAGUGGAGACCAUUAGAAACCCCCAACAAGCUGUUUCACUACAACAAGCUAACUUGAUCAUUGAUGAGAUUCUGAAGAGAGUCAUGGACAACUUAGAAAGUGGAAAGAAACAGUUAAUGAAUUUGUAUGGAGCUUGUACCUCAGACGUUCCACCUGGACCCAUUGAUCAGAAAUUCCAGUCCAUUAUUAUUGGAUGCGCACUGGAGGAUCAAAAAAAAAUUAAGAGAAGAUUAGAAACCCUUAUUAGGAAUAUUGCCACUUCAGAGAAAUCCAUUACCCUGCUCGAGAGCCAGAAGCAGAAAUCAACUGUCCAUCACAACAAUCAAGUCUAACAGGUUCUCAUGAAGGCAGGAAAACUUAAUGCAGUUAAUAAUGCACAAUAAUGUAGAGUGUGACAUUUGACAGAUUCCUUUUCACAUUUUCCCAUGAAGUAGCUGUAUUUGUGCUCUAAUUAAAGCGUACUUUUAGUGUUUACCUACAGAA
Molecule: messenger RNA, 1033 nt
Organism: Pseudophryne corroboree (corroboree frog)
Lineage: Eukaryota; Metazoa; Chordata; Amphibia; Anura; Myobatrachidae
Gene: BAG2
Product: BAG cochaperone 2
Exons: 3
Coding region: 250-882 (210 amino acids)
Biological process (GO): protein stabilization
Molecular function (GO): protein-folding chaperone binding; adenyl-nucleotide exchange factor activity
Source: RefSeq, a predicted model, not a curated record